AUGGCAGAUUCAUUGCCGGCGACCUCAACCUCAUUUUAUCCGCUGCCCACCGAGCCAGAUCUUACAGAGGCCACACAACCUUCUGGCUCUGCAUCUAUACAUCUUUCUGCAGCAUGGAUUCCUCCCUCGCAGCAACUCGUUGUGCUCUCCUCCAUAACCCUCGUAGCAACUCCCUCAACCUUGCCUUCGAAUUCGGAAGCCGACCAGCAGCGUUCGGGAACCCCAGGAGAAUCCACGCAAAAUGAACAAACAGAACAACCGCAGCAACCAGUCAUGCACCCCAGGCCAUCUCAACCCGAAUCCCACGAUCCCUUCUUCAUCCCCGAAUCUAUCCUCCUUGACAGUCCCGUUUCUGCACAGACCGAGAGUAAAUUCCUCCAGCUUCCGCCCGAGCUCCUCACCGACAUCUUGAAAAAGGUCAAAAUCCCUUACUUCCAAGUAUCCCUGGCCCUGACCUGCAAAACCAUGGCGCGCAUCGCCGCCCAAAAGAACGUGCUCUCCCCGUGGCGCGGCUACCGUGACAAGGACGGCCUCUACCGCCUUCUCGAGCGGAAAAACAAUUUCAUACCGCCACACAUGAGGCUAUGUCGUGCAUGUUUCAAGUUUCUGCCCAGUACUGCGGGAGAGUAUUGGAACAAGCAGAUGUCAGCCGAGGAGUUUGAUAAACCGAGUGUCAACUGGUACGAUGUCUUGAUGUGGUUCUAUGCAGAAUCGGGCUUUCAGUAUCGGUGUCCCUGGUGUUGUGCAUUCGACUAUUCGGGCUACGCGAGUGAAGGAUUUUACAACAAACAGAGGGCAAAAGAAGUGCUCGAGGACCAUGAACUCAUGCAUCCGGAGCUGAACAGGAGGAUGGAUAGGCCGUGA
This is a messenger RNA of Cladophialophora psammophila CBS 110553, 864 nucleotides long. RefSeq lists its product as uncharacterized. Gene Ontology annotation, molecular function: protein binding. The transcript has a single exon. The record is from RefSeq and is a predicted model, not a curated record. NCBI's taxonomy places the organism in Eukaryota, Fungi, Ascomycota, Eurotiomycetes, Chaetothyriales, Herpotrichiellaceae. The coding region runs from base 1 to 864 and encodes 287 amino acids.